Messenger RNA from Cooperia oncophora, 297 nucleotides. The record is from the annotation of a GenBank genome assembly. Lineage: Eukaryota; Metazoa; Nematoda; Chromadorea; Rhabditida; Trichostrongylidae.
AUGAUGAUGUGCAUUCCAGGUGCUACAGUUAGGCAGACAACACGUAUCAAUGUACCCAUUCUAUUUCAGCUAGUAGACAAGACUUUGACAACACAUAUUUGGUACCACGGCAUGAUUCCACGUAAAGAGGUGGAGGACAUGUUAAAGAUACAAGGAGACUACUUAGUCCGGAAAACCACUGUGGCCAGGCAGAUCACUUAUUGUUUGUCAGUAAAACACACCAGCGAUACGAAACAUGUCCCACUUGUAUACGAUAAAGGAACUUGGACAUUAAAAGACGUAGGUGCUUGGAGAUAG